UCGAGAAGAAGUCUUUUGCUAAGGUAUUUUUUAGUUCAGAUAGAUUUUUAAGUAUUGUUAAAAAUGUUAACGAUUUUAGUUUUAAUAUUUUUGGUUACAUUCUCACACGGUGAAAAAGGGUGUCAGAUUUCAAUAGAUCAACAAAAUGGAGAUUUGAAUGAACCGCAACCGCUGAUUUUAAGCGAAUCCUAUAAAAUUUUGUUUCCAGACAAAAAUAGUAUUCUGCAAUUUAAAAGUGGACAAACAAUUUUGCUAGCCUGUUCGGAUAAAAAUAAUGCUUUCAGUGGACCCUUUAAGCCACAAAAGAUUAUUAAAGCUACUUGUAUUGAAAACAAAAAGUUUAAAGUACAAGGAAAAUCCUAUUCGUUUCAAUCAUUUACUUGCAAGAAGAGUCAAAAAAGUUCUGUCAAAAGAGAAGGACCUUGUCUUGAUAAAUACUCAAAAAUUGCAGUCGGAUUUCGUGUACUUGACAAAUUUAUUUCCAAUUUUGAAAUUUGCCGAGAUGACAACACUGACGAAACAUAUUAUGUAAAAGAGGAAAUGACAGCCAGUGUUGGUGGUCAUCAAUCGCAUAAUCCAAGACCCACUUGGACAGAUCAUCAUCUUUUCAAGGGAGACAUAGAUGUUUACUACAAGCAAAAACAUCAGAAAACAGUUUUAUCACAAAUACUCCAAUCGGAUGAGCUGGCUGGACAAUAUUUAAAGAAAGCUCAAUUACAAAGAGGUCAUUUAGCGGCAAGAUCCGAUUUUGUUUACGGAACACAACAAAAUGCAACAUUCACUUAUGUCAAUGCAGCACCGCAAUGGUCUUCAUUCAACACUGGCAAUUGGAAGUACAUUGAAAAUGCAGUUCGCAAUUUUGUAGAAGCCAAUGAUUUGGAGGUGACAAUUUAUACCGGUGUUCAUGGACAAAUGACACUUAGAGAUGACAAUAAUAAUGAACAAGAAAUAUUCCUAGAUGUUGACGAGAACAAUAAUAAUUACAUAAGAGUUCCGAAAUUUUUCUGGAAAAUUGUCUACGAUCCAGUUAAUUAUUUAGCACUUACUUUAAUUGGCGUUAAUGAUCCGUUCAUUGAAAAAAUCACUAAAGAUACGAUUCUCUGCAAAAAUAUCGCAGACAGUCCAAAUUACGAUUGGUUGACAGCAACGUGGAAAAAGAUGACACAAAUUUCCCAAGGAUAUUCGUAUAUAUGCGAUUAUAAUGAAUUAAAGAAAGUUGUGCAUACCGUACCGAAACUAAAAGUCAAGGGUAGUUUAAAAAGUACAAAUUCAGUACAAAUUUUACUGGAAGACAGCGAUGUAAAAGAAGACUAGUAUAUAUCACUCCGAAAAAUUCAGUAAUUUAUGAAAGUAUUUUUAUUAAAAAAUAUUUCGUUCAUUUAAACACUAAAAAUUUAUCGAUCAUAAUAUAUAAAUAAGAUUUGUAUGAAAAUAUGCAU
Molecule: messenger RNA, 1439 nt
Organism: Leptopilina heterotoma
Lineage: Eukaryota; Metazoa; Arthropoda; Insecta; Hymenoptera; Figitidae
Exons: 2
Coding region: 64-1314 (416 amino acids)
Biological process (GO): apoptotic DNA fragmentation
Cellular component (GO): mitochondrial inner membrane; nucleus
Molecular function (GO): single-stranded DNA endonuclease activity; RNA endonuclease activity; metal ion binding
Source: RefSeq, a predicted model, not a curated record